CGCAAAAUGAAUUGACUGUCGUCUUCUAUAUCGGUAUGGACAUGCCCUGCUACUACACCAACUCACAUGUAGUAUGGCUGCGAUAUUAGCUUGUCCUAGAAAGCGCAACAUGAUGAAGGCUCAGUCGCGUACAUGAAGGAAUCAAUGCCUAGACACACGUGGGCUUCAUUUUAAGACCUCCAAGAUUAUCAGGCCGCGAGCCUCUCUUGCUCAUCAAUCUCAUCCAUUUUUCAAAAUCUUCUGUGUCUGUGCCGGGCUUCUCAGCAACUUGAUCUCUGUACAAGUCAUUCUUUGCCUUUUUCUCUUCGUACGCUCCUUUAUUGGUUGGAAUCAUCUGCAUCCUUGAAUCCCGGUCUCGUCGUUUCCAAAUCGACGAGCUCCUGGUACCAUAAUUUCUAGGAGUAAAUUCUCGAGGGUUGAUUGUGUGUAUUUGAUCGCCCAUCAUGAAAGUCCCCAAAGUAUGCACAAUCAGCAGGAGGGCAAUUCGGCCCAAUAUCGUUAGAAGUCGGGUUUGCGCCAGUGUCAGUUCUAUACGAAAUGCGUCGCAAUUCGGCCCUACCAGCAAUUUUCCUGGUCAAGAUCAGGACGAAGAGGAAGAAACUCCCAAAGGCUCAAAGUCCGAAAAGCACUCACAGUCUCGUUUUGGACCUACUAUGUUCAAGAUGUUUGAAAGUGCUGCAACUACCUUUGCCUCCAUUGCCAUCCUCGGCCUUGCAGGCUAUUCCUACCACCUUUACUACAAAUCGCUUGUUUUGCGCAAGAUGGAAAAGGCUUUUACUCCUGGCGACCCGAUGCUGGACCUCGCCGCACCUCCUGGACCUCAUCUCCCGCCUACUGACCAAUCAGAUGACGAGUCUGAUCACUGGGUCGAGAGACCUGAACAAACCAGGAUUGACAAGAUCAUAAACGGGGACUCUAGAGGAAGAUAUUAUCUUCUGGUCGGCGAGAAGGGCACUGGGAAGUCAUCCAUGAUUCUCGAAGCUAUGCGCAAGAUCGACGGUGAAGGAGUUUCAAUGUUCGAAGCUCACGCAGAUCCGGAGAUCUUUCGAAUCCGCCUGGGUAAAGCCCUCAAUUACGACUUUCACGAAGACUACAUUGGAUCACUCUUUUCGAUUCGCGGACCGCGAGAUACGACAGCUUUGCUGGAUAUCGAGCGCGCAUUCAACAAGCUCGAAAAGAUAUCCUUGUCUCAUCGGGACGGUUCUCGCCUGAAAGGCAGCGGCAAAGGACCGCUAGUUCUCGUCGUCAACUGUGCGCACCUCAUAAGGAAUGAUGAGGACGGAAACGACCUGAUUGAACUGAUGCAACAACGUGCCGAGCAGUGGGCAGCCGCAAACCUGAUCACUAUGAUUUUCAAUUCCGAUGAUUACUGGGUCUACGAGCGGUUGAAGCGAUUCGCAACAAGAAUGGAAGUAAUUCAGAUAUUUGAUCUGCCAAAGGAUCGGGCCAUCGCGGCCUUGGAUGCAUACCGAGCGAGAUAUUUCCCGCAGCAGAAACGAGAUCCGGAGAUACUAAAGCAGGUCUAUGAGCUCGUCGGUGGGCGAUUGAACUUCCUCGGCCGAGUCGCCAAAGCCACAGACAUGGUGAAGAUGGGCCACCAAAUCAACGAAGCCGAAAAGACUUGGUUCCUAAAUCAGUGUGGCAUCUUGGGAGAAGACAUGGACGACGAUGUCAUGGACCAACAAAAGUAUGCCAGUGCAGCCAUGGUACUAGCCAAGGCUCUCGUCGAGAAGGAGAAGGAGAUGGAGUCGAGCUACGACGAUGAAAGCGGCCAUAUUCUACCGCAGAUCCCUCUAUAUAUUGCUCGGCAGAUCAUGACCAGAGCGGAUUUCAUUCAGAGCUAUGACCACGACAAUAUUUUCACUAUCGACAGCACUGCCAUGGUUCGCGCAGACAGCGUCCCUAUGAUGAACGCUUUCAAAUCGAUAUGCGCCGAAGAAGGGUUCGAUGAGUAUCUCGAAGCUACGCUUGACCGCAUAUCUGCCAUUGAGAGCCUCAACAGAACAAAGGAACUUACCUUCAAAGAUCUAUGGAUCGAACAGAAAGGGGAACAACGGGGCAAAUAUGUAUUUGUCAACAAAGACCACAAAGGACGAGAAACUGGCACUACGGAGAUGCGAGUUCAACCCGACAACCCACCUGAAGAUGACGAUUAGAAAUCACGUCGCAACACUACAGCCGUGAGCCUCCCAGACCUGUCAGGAGGUACCUAGAAUUACGGUCGCCGACCGAAACAGACCGCGCAUUGACGGAUCAUUCUCUGCGGCAGCGGCGCUAUGCCACUCCCUCUGGUUGCGAACGCCCCUUGCAACGCUUUACAUGCUCGGCCACAACCUGGACAAUGGUUUCUGUUCGGUACACCCUCAUGGUGAUAGAUCCAUCUUUCCAUACUGGUGCUAGUGAUACUGGCCCAUCGGUCACGAGGCACCAGUUGAUUUGUGGCUUCCAAGUUCUCAAGAUUUGAUCGAGCUUGCAUGUUGCGCACACGGAAUUGGGCAGCUCUGCAGGCUAUGCAUUGCCAGUCGGAGUAUGGCUGCUGGUGGAUGUUUUCUCGAUUCGCCAGGCCGCAAUCACAAGGACGAAGUUGGUUGCAGAUUUUCGUGCUGCGACUGCAUGGUUGGCAAUAGUACAACUCGGUCUGGGGGCACUUGUGAGGGUCAUAGAAUUGUUGAGCUCGCCGUACGCAGUUGAUACAGAUGAACUUGUUGCAACCGGAGAAGAUUCCUGGGUGGUACCUACCGUAACAACGUGACACGGCCACUAUGUCUGAGGUGUUUGGGCAGUCAUCGCAUUUGACGGGCUUCAGACCAGCAAAAUAGGGGUCCUUCGUAUCUGGCUGGGUUGGAAUGUGAGGAAAUGGCUUGAACAGAUCGGCAACUGUGCGAGAUGUCAACCGGAGUCUGGUGUAAUCAUAGGGGCUGAGACCACCCACCUCUCUCAGACCGUCUCGGAAGUCAGGAAUGGAGGUCAACAAGCUCACCAAGUCUAACUUGGGCUUCGAGUAUGAUGGCGGAGGUGGAACCUGUUGAUUGUGCAAAGUGAGGCAGCUUGUUAGGCUGAUGUGAUUCUCGGUCUCAAUGCGACGUUGCUUACCUGAGAGUACUUCGACACAAUCGGAGAAGGAGCGUUGUCUCUUGCUGGUCGCCAUGAUGUUGGUUGUGCAGAUUUCGAGCUGAUCGCUGGAUCCCUCCUAACAUCGUGGCCGGAGGGCUAUCUCGUUCUUAUGCUUAGAAUAGGGGCUGUUGGACACAAUGGCAUUAUUCGCAAUGUCUAACAUCAAUACAGGUGUUGGACAAAGCUCCAUUAUCCUCUUUGACUGUAUGAAGUCUA
This is a messenger RNA of Exophiala xenobiotica, 3330 nucleotides long. RefSeq lists its product as uncharacterized. Lineage: Eukaryota; Fungi; Ascomycota; Eurotiomycetes; Chaetothyriales; Herpotrichiellaceae. The transcript has a single exon. The record is from RefSeq and is a predicted model, not a curated record. Bases 444 to 2156 code for a protein of 570 amino acids.